This is a messenger RNA of Alternaria atra, 693 nucleotides long. RefSeq lists its product as uncharacterized. The coding region runs from base 1 to 693 and encodes 230 amino acids. The transcript is spliced from 2 exons. Lineage: Eukaryota; Fungi; Ascomycota; Dothideomycetes; Pleosporales; Pleosporaceae. The record is from RefSeq and is a predicted model, not a curated record.
AUGACACGCACCCUCAUCGUCUUCGGCGCCGGGCCCGGAAUCGGCAACAACGUCGCGACCCAGUUCGCAUCCAAAGGCAUCGAGCAUAUCAUUCUCCUAUCCCGCAAUACAGAACGUCUCCAAAAUGAAGAUGCGCCCUUCGUCGCCAGGAGCACCUCCCCUGUCAAAGUCGACACACUCCGCAUCGAUCUCGCAGAUACAAAUUCCAUCCCAGACGUACUCAAGCAACUCGAAAGCAUGACUGAAGGCGAAGACGUAGAGGUCGUCUUCUUCAACGCUGCUCGUAUAAAGCCAAGUGAAGUACUCGGCGUCAGUGUUGAGGAAAUCGAUGAGGAUUUCAAAACGACUAACCUCGCCCUUUACAUUGUAGCACAGCAUUACAUCCCCAAACUUCAAAAGCUGGCUAAAUCCAACUCCACGAGCAAACCAGCCCUGCUUGUCACCAACAGCCAUCUACCUUGGGACCCUGUACCACAACUCCUCUCGCUGAGCUUGGUGAAGGCGUCGCAGAAGAACAUGGUUGAGAGCUUCAAUCGUGCUUUUGCUGAUAGUGGUGUGCACAUCGGGCUCAUCUAUGUUGAAGGGUCUGUAGCGCUCGAGAACAAGGUGCUGAACCCGAAGACAAUUGCGGAAAGGACUGUGGCAUUUUGGGAGGGAGGAGAAGGUGUAGGUCUCAGCAUCAAGGAAGAGUAA